Molecule: messenger RNA, 1770 nt
Organism: Hevea brasiliensis (rubber tree)
Lineage: Eukaryota; Viridiplantae; Streptophyta; Magnoliopsida; Malpighiales; Euphorbiaceae
Exons: 8
Coding region: 1-1770 (589 amino acids)
Source: RefSeq, a predicted model, not a curated record
AUGGACACUGGAACAUCUUCUACUGCCAUUGAAGAUAAAAGUGGCAAUAAUAGAAAAAGAUCCAGCUUGGAAGGAGGGAUUUACCGAGCUAAGCAACACUUGGCUGGGGGACAUCGCAAUGUCACCAUGUGUAAAAGGUGUCCAGCACAUGUACGUGAAGAAAUACAAGACUAUAUGCUAAAAAAGGUUGCAGCAAAGGACUUUGAUAAAACUUCUUUUCCUGAUUUUGAAGAUGUUGAGAGGAUGGGUGAUGAUGAAGACGAAGAUGAAAUUGGUGCAAACAUAGAAGUCCCACAACAAAGAAGUAAUAAAGUUGCAUAUAUGAGAAAGAAGCUAAGGACAAAGGGUCCUAUUGAUGUAUUUUUUACUCAAAAUGCAGAAAGGGCAGUGAAAGAUAGGAAGAAUGCAAAGUUGAAGCAAACGACCAUAAAUGAGGCAUGUAAAAAGGAAUUGCGAGAAAAGGCAUGUAGGGAUAUAGCUCGAUGGAUGUAUGAUGCGGUAAUUCCUUUCAAUGCUGCCAAUUAUCCAAGUUUUCAAGUGAUAUUAGAGUCUGUUGGACAAUUUGGUAUUGGUUGGAAGGCACCAAGUUACCAUGAAUUGCGGAUUCCCUUGUUGAAUAAAGAAGUUACUGAUGUGAAGAAUGAAUUGAAGUCCUAUGAAGAAGAAUGGGCAAAGUAUGGUUGUUCUAUAAUGGCAGAUGGUUGGACAGAUAAAAAGCAAAGGACUUUAAUUAAUUUCUUAGUGAAUUCUCCAAAGGGAACAAUUUUCCUUGAGUCUGUAGAUACUUCAGAUUAUUCAAAGACUGGUGAGAAGAUGUUUGAGCUGCUUGAUAGAAUUGUGGAGCGUGUUGGGGAGGCUAAUGUGGUUCAAGUAGUGACAGAUAAUGCUAGCAACUGUGUGCUUGCAAGAAAGUUGUUACAAGUCAAGCAUCCACACUUGUACUGGACUCCUUGUGCUGCCCAUUGCUUAGAUUUGAUUUUAGAAGACAUUGGGAAAAUACCAAAAUUUCAUAACACAAUUAAAAGGGCAGUGACAAUGAAUGGCUACAUUUAUGUUCGUCCAGAGGAAUGGACCACAAGUAAGUGGGCAAAAGAGCAAGCUGGUAAAAAAGUGACUAGUAUUGUGAUGAUGCCUAGUUUUUGGAGUACUAUGGUGUACAUCUUAAAGAUAUCUGGUCCAUUAGUCCGUGUGCUUCGAUUAGUUGAUGGUGAGAAAAGGCCUGCAAUGGGAUAUAUUUAUGAGGCUAUGGAUAGGGCUAAAGAAGCAAUUGCAAAGUCAUUUAUUGCUGCAGAUGAAGAGGUUAUGGCUGCUGAAUGGUGGAAUGCUUACGGAGCUUCAACUCUAGAUUUGAGAAAUUUUACAAUAAAAGUGCUUAGCCUCACUUGUAGUGCAUCUGGUUGUGAGCAUAAGUGGAGUAUCUUUGAGCAUUAUAAUCGGGCAUUAAGGCGCCGAUAUGAUGCACGUCACCGCAUUGACCCCAUUUCAUUGAAAGACAUAGAUGAUAGUAAUGAAUGGUUGAUGGGUCAUAUGGAAGAAGAGUUAGAAAAUGAUGAACUUGUGUUUGAAGAUGACAAUUUGACUUGGAAUGUGGUUGCUGAAGCUAUUGGACAUAAAGGAAAGCCACCAUCUAGAGCUGAUACUCCUUUACUUAGAGAAGAGACAUCUUCUGAGGAAGAUGAAUAUAUUGAUUUUGAAGAAGAUGAGUAUGAAGAGGACGAAGUUGAAGGGGAAGAUAAGGAAGAUCUUAAUGCUACUUUUGAUAUAGAUUGA